Messenger RNA from Daldinia vernicosa, 1853 nucleotides. RefSeq lists its product as uncharacterized. The transcript is spliced from 4 exons. NCBI's taxonomy places the organism in Eukaryota, Fungi, Ascomycota, Sordariomycetes, Xylariales, Hypoxylaceae. The coding region runs from base 1 to 1851 and encodes 616 amino acids. The record is from RefSeq and is a predicted model, not a curated record.
AUGGCGAGUUCGCGAUCGUUACUCCGCGAUCCUGAGUUGGAUGCCCUCGAAGGCCAGCGCGUCAUUCGACGGUUCACAGGUGAGCUUGCAGGUUCAAACGAGCUAGAGCGAUCAACCAAGGCAGCGCAAGCCGAGAUCGAUGAAGAAGAGUUGGAUAAUGAGAGAUUACGACUCAAAUCGCUCUACGAAAGCUCGGAAAGCCAUAACAACCAGUCAAGAGACUUCGUUGCCUCGGAGAUCGCAAAGAACGCACUACUUCAAAUGGUUAACAAGUUCAUUGAGAAUGAGAAACCUUCAAUGCUGCAGCGUAUAGGAUUCUCUCAUAAGCCAGCCAAGUCAAAGGCAAACAGCAUACUCUUAGAUUUGGUACAAAGCGAUCCAAAGGAGCUUGAGGCGACAAUUGAUAAUCUGGAAGAGAACUGGAAGCAAAAAAAUGGACGCAUAUAUCGAACUUUUAAGCUGCUGUGUAAGACCCUCGACGAUCAUAAAGCCGUCUUUUCAAUAUUUCCAUCUCAAAACGAAUAUACUUCAAUUCUAUGCUCGAGUAUUUCUUGUUUCGUAAAGGCAGCUAAGAAUCACAGCGAAAUUGCCGAAACACUAUCCGACUCCAUUCAUCGUAUUUCGGAGACUGUAGCUAGAGCUUCGAAAAACAUCUUGAUAUUCAAAACUCAGCCAAUAAGACAGAAGCUCGCGGAUAUCUAUGCUAUCGUAUUCCGAUUCCAUCACAAGACGAUACAGUGGUAUCUAAGUUCGAAAUUAACGAGAGCGUUUCUCUCUUUCAAUGAAAAUUUGAAGGCGGGUUUCGAAAGUACCGAGAAGGAACUUGAUAAAGAGAUUGAAGAGUUGUAUCGCGAGGCACAGAUUAGCCAGCAUGCCAUGGUCGCAAUUCUCUCCGGUAAUAUUGAGCGUUUGAGUGCUGAGUUACACCAGCAGCGAAUGCAUUAUGAAGUUACAGAUACCACAGCCGGUCAUCGUAUGAUAAGUUUGAUGGAGGCAAGUUGGAAUGGAAGUCAGUUCUCGAGACGAGCGCACCAAAUCGAGCCCGAGAAACAGAACCCGCUCAGCAGCCAACUGACACUCCAUGCCCCAGGCACGGUUGAAAAUAUAAUAACACGCGGUCAAGCCCGUACUUACAGCCCCGCUAUAGAGCGUUUCAUUGUCGGUGACGAAGGACCGUCUAAGUUCAGCACAGGCCAAUUCUGGGUUGCCGAAGAUGAAGCUUUACCGAAGCUGCGCGACUGGAUGGCCGAACAUGGGACGACACGUAUGUUAUGGAUAUCGAGCCCUUAUCAGCUAGGGGCUAUGACGAGUGCGCAUGCGUCAGCACUAGCCGUUGUAGCUGCAGCGUGGCAAGCAAAGGCAUCAUUAAUCUCUCACUUUUGUCAACGGCCACGGCGGGACGAGUUGCGCACAGGUAUGAGUAUUGAACAAAUAGGGUUGAUGGGUUUGGUAUAUAGCUUAAUCUCCCAACUGCUCCAGUUUAACCAAGAUAAAGCUAUCCUUAACACUGGGGAAGACACCUUCAGCAUGUUGAACGGAGAAAAGCAAUCCUGGGAUACGAGCUUAAAAGCCCUAGAAGUGCUGCUAAGUCAUACUACCGUAUUGAAAUAUUGCGUCAUUGACGGACUGAACGAGCUCGAGUUAGGGGAUGGUAGUCGAUGGUGCCAGGAAUUUUUAAACGUCUUACUUGGACGCCAACAGGCAAAAGAAACAGCGUUCAAUAUUCUUUUCACCACGGCCGGCCAAUCGCGUAUCCUGGCGUCAAGAGUAGAUGUUAAAGACCGACAUCUUGCAACCAGGCCUGCAAGAGAGUUGGCUAGAUGGGGAAGGAGGAUCGAGUUAGAGCUUUGAGG